UAUGUGGCAAACGUGCGUGUUUUGACCAGUUUCCCUCUGUUUGACGCUACAGUUUCGCUAGUUCGUGGUUUUGAGACCUGUCGGUAGGAUGGCCAGGGACCCUAACUUCGUGCUGGGUUACCUAACUCAGGUAGAGGAGUUGGCAGAGGACAUACUCACCGACAAACGACAGAUUGUGGAUUUAGACAAGAAAAGGAAUGCUGCCAGAGAGGCACUCAGAUGUCUGAGGAAGGAAGAACAGGCUGUCACCAAAGGUGGAAAGGCCUGGGUGUGUUUUGGAGACAUGUUCGUGAAGAUACCAAAAGAAACAGCAACAAACAUGUUGGAAACUGAUCAGAAGCAGCUAGACUCAGAAAUUGACAGAUUAAGAGACGGACUGCAGCCAAAGGUGUCAAAACUCAGGGACAUGGAAAGUAAACCGGAGCUGAAGGGGUUUGGUCUACAGCCACUGUCAAAGGAAGAGGCAAACAUCUUCAAGCCUUGACAUGGAACUACAUACUUUAUAUAGAAAGCAAACACACCAAAAAAUGCUUUAAAAAAUACCACUGAUUGACAGAGAAAAUCUAACUGGUCU
Messenger RNA from Branchiostoma floridae (Florida lancelet), 574 nucleotides. Its product is annotated as p53 and DNA damage-regulated protein 1-like. The coding region runs from base 89 to 484 and encodes 131 amino acids. The transcript is spliced from 5 exons. The record is from RefSeq and is a predicted model, not a curated record. NCBI's taxonomy places the organism in Eukaryota, Metazoa, Chordata, Leptocardii, Amphioxiformes, Branchiostomatidae.